This is a messenger RNA of Prunus armeniaca (apricot), 333 nucleotides long. The record is from the annotation of a GenBank genome assembly. Lineage: Eukaryota; Viridiplantae; Streptophyta; Magnoliopsida; Rosales; Rosaceae.
AUGACAGGGUGUACCCCAAAUUUCUCUUUACCGAUAACCUCAUCAAAGCCUGCAUUGCCAGCUCUGCCGAGACUCCUUACCGAAUGCCCGUUUUGUACAGUGACAUACGCCAGGAGGACUGCCGAAGCCAAGAGGAUGAACGAAUCCAUCAAGAUGCGUCUUAUGAUGGGCCUACAGGGGAAGAAGAAAAAUCGACAGCUGGAAGCAGCCCCGGUGCCGUCAGCAGGGGCUGAUCCGAAGGAUCAAACUCUUUCUGAUCGUCUCCAGCAGCUCAACGCCGAGUCAGUGCCCAGGGGUGUUGCCGAGGCCGGCUCAACGCUAGGGUGUAGGUAG